Oncorhynchus gorbuscha (pink salmon) is the source of this 1266-nucleotide messenger RNA. RefSeq names its product cAMP-specific 3',5'-cyclic phosphodiesterase 4D-like. The record is from RefSeq and is a predicted model, not a curated record. Bases 681 to 1172 code for a protein of 163 amino acids. The transcript has 3 exons. NCBI's taxonomy places the organism in Eukaryota, Metazoa, Chordata, Actinopteri, Salmoniformes, Salmonidae.
CUUUAGGCUCAAGGUAGUCUAUCCACAUACCACGUACAGUACUGCGGGGAACACAGAUAAGACAUCGUCACACCAGCACUUUGCUGAAAUGGGCGAGCAUGCAGAGAGGGUGGUGCAUUUGGAAUUCAACUUCAGACAGGUUCUUAUCGAAGCGACAGGGAGAGAGUGACAUUGGACGGGACGUUGCUGAUAUUGCAUUAACGACAUUAAAUGUUAAUAAAAAAGAUUCAUUUUUUCUUAGCACAGUGUAGAUGGCAAUAGUGUUUUUAGCAAUUUGGGAACUCGUUUAUGUGUGGUGGCACAUAUUAAUAAUGACAUUCUUUGCGCAAAUUAGUCACCAAAAUGGAUGUAUUGUUGGAUAGAUUCAUUGGAUGUCACUGUCAGGAGUGCUGUAUAAGUAUGGUUAGCAAUACGAGGCAAUGAACAUUAUUGAACUGCUUGCCUCUCUGUCCUCUUAUAAGUAAUCCAGAGAAGUGCCUGGAUAUUCUAGUAACGUUUCAAACUAAUAAAAAAGCUUUGUUCAAACAAACUUGAAUUAAUGUAGGUCUCCAGCAGAACUAAGUUUUAGAAGACACCUUGGCAACAACAGCCCUGAGACACGGCGCCGAAAAAGUCCAGAGGCUUCACUCUUCAUGUUUUUAUCUGGACUGCGAGUCUAUUAAAAACCUUGGCAAGCUGCGAUGGAUACUGGCGGCGGAAAAGUGACAUCCCUCGUCGCAGGUAGCUUCGACAGCAGCAGCAGUGGAUGCACUGGUGAAAACGCGAAAGCGCCUAAACAUUUGUGGAGGCAGCAGAACCAAGCAGUGCUCUCUCCGCUCCACCACGCGCUCGAGGUACGGAAGAACAACCGGGUGAGACAAAGAGGAUUUUCGGACACCGAGAAAUACCUCAGCCCUAAGACCAUGGACCGGACUUAUGCAGUGGACACCGGGCACCGACCCUGUUUGAAGAAAUCGCGGAUGUCAUGGCCAUCCUCGUUCCAAGGACUUCGACGCUGGCGAUGCUUCAGCGUGAUUGGUAAUUACUUUGCCACUUGGUCAAUGAGCGACAUCACUAUCUUUGCAGGUUUUAACAGGAUCCCUAAGAGCUUUUCUGAGACGUUUUGUGGACACAGGCCCAGAUCUACAUUAGCUACUAUGCUUACUAAAGAAAAGCAAUUGUUUCUCUCGUAGCAAGUACCCUUGUGUUGCAGGGUAGUCAGCCACUAUAGUAACUUUAUAGCAGCUCAGUUACAUAGGUGGUUCUACUAUACUGAACAAAAAUAUA